AGAAGAACAAUGUGUUACUUUUAUCAAACACGUUGGGUCUGCGGAUAUUGGAGAUGGGGUCAGUUCAAACAGCAAUGCAACAAAGAAUACCGGACGGGCGAAACAUGCGGACUGAAGCUGGUGUUCGAAACCAUCACAAACGAAGACCGAUGCAAGCUGUGCUACGAUAUGGACAAGAAGUAUCGUCGGUUAACCAAGAUGCAAGGAGACGUCGCUCGGUGGCGCCAAGAAGGGAACCGCAAAGCGACUAUCGAGCGGACGAACCUCGAGAUACAGCAAGUCCAAGGCCAGAUUCAAGACAUGAACAAUCAGCAUUGGACCCGGGUGAACCUAUUGAACUGA
Messenger RNA from Colletotrichum phormii, 342 nucleotides. RefSeq lists its product as uncharacterized. The record is from RefSeq and is a predicted model, not a curated record. The coding region runs from base 10 to 342 and encodes 110 amino acids. Lineage: Eukaryota; Fungi; Ascomycota; Sordariomycetes; Glomerellales; Glomerellaceae. The transcript has a single exon.